Messenger RNA from Lutzomyia longipalpis, 1500 nucleotides. RefSeq names its product ras-related protein Rac1 (gene Rac1). NCBI's taxonomy places the organism in Eukaryota, Metazoa, Arthropoda, Insecta, Diptera, Psychodidae. Gene Ontology annotation, biological process: small GTPase-mediated signal transduction; regulation of cell shape; establishment or maintenance of cell polarity. Gene Ontology annotation, molecular function: protein kinase binding; GTPase activity; GTP binding. The coding region runs from base 435 to 1013 and encodes 192 amino acids. Gene Ontology annotation, cellular component: cytoplasmic vesicle; plasma membrane; cell projection. The transcript has a single exon. The record is from RefSeq and is a predicted model, not a curated record.
CACUCCCAUUGCGCCACAACCACAUGAAUCAUCAUCGAUUUCUGCCCUUAUCUCACUACAAAGUGUGACCUUAUCUGAUAGGGAGUGAUAAGGUUAAAUCGGGCAGAAAAGUCAUUCCAUCAGGGAGGCUCUUUAGUGGUAAUUUACUGCGAAAUUAGUGCCAUUUGGCGGGUAAUUUAACUUUGGAGCGCAAAGUUGGUUCACUUCGGGACGGUGUUCGUUUGUAAAUCGCGUGGGUUUCGCAUAGCCGAGCUGUCAGGGAGGUGUUAGGAGAAAAUUAGGCUGUCAGGGCGAGAGGUUAGUUUUUCACAGUAGACAAAUCAUCUGUGUGGCCACUUUUCCCAAGCAUUUUCGGGGCGGAAUCCCUUACAUUUCGUGGGAAUUGAUUGGGUUUACAAGUACACAGUGCAAGUGAAACGUGUGCGUGAGUCACGAUGCAGGCUAUAAAGUGCGUUGUGGUGGGCGAUGGGGCCGUGGGGAAGACAUGUCUCCUCAUCAGUUACACCACAAAUGCCUUCCCUGGCGAAUAUAUACCCACCGUAUUCGAUAAUUAUUCAGCAAAUGUCAUGGUGGAUGGGAAACCCAUCAAUCUGGGAUUGUGGGAUACAGCUGGGCAGGAGGACUACGAUCGUCUUCGGCCACUCUCAUACCCCCAGACAGAUGUCUUCCUCAUUUGCUUUUCCCUCGUCAAUCCGGCAUCCUUUGAGAAUGUACGCGCCAAGUGGUUCCCUGAAGUGCGUCAUCACUGCCCAAGUACACCCAUCAUCCUUGUGGGUACAAAGUUGGACCUCCGCGAUGAUCGUCAGACAGUCGAGAAGCUUCGGGACAAAAAGUUGGCUCCCAUCACGUAUCCACAGGGCUUAGCAAUGGCCAAGGAGAUUGGCUCUGUGAAGUACUUGGAGUGCUCCGCCCUCACCCAAAAGGGCCUAAAGACGGUCUUCGACGAAGCCAUCCGAGCCGUCCUCUGUCCAGUCCUCCAGGUCAAGUCCAAGCGGAAGUGUGUCCUCCUCUAAAGGGCUCACACCACCACAGAGCGAACAGCCGCCCCCAGUAAGCGACACAACACACACACACACAUUUCUAAUCAUCUCAAAAACUUAAUUGUAAUUAACCAAAUUAAUGGAUGAUACAUAAUCUGUCUUUUUAACCGUAUUUUCCACAGAAUGUAUUCAUUUUAUUUUUAAAAAGAUAAAAAAAGUAAGAAAAUCAUUAAUCCCCCGCGCGAAAUUCAAUGCAAUCGAUAGAGGCAAAAAAAAUCAUUGCAUCCCCCCAAUGUCUCUUAAGAAGUAAGAAUCAUGAUACAAUUUUAUAUUGAUAAAAAAAAAGUGGAAAGUAAAACCUUUUUUUAUCGCAAAGAUAAAAGGAAAAAAAGAUUAUUUUUAUUCAUGAAGUAUAAAAAACAAUAAAAGUGUAAUUGAUGUUGGACAAAUUGUAUCGAGGGAAAUGCAAAUUAUGUUGAAUGUUAUGACUAAUAAAUGAAAAUGAUAUUGAGAAUACACA